Mesorhabditis spiculigera is the source of this 1128-nucleotide messenger RNA. The record is from the annotation of a GenBank genome assembly. NCBI's taxonomy places the organism in Eukaryota, Metazoa, Nematoda, Chromadorea, Rhabditida, Rhabditidae.
AUGGAGCUGCUGCUGCUGCCGCUUCUGCUUUUUGCGGGCAACUUGAAAGCUGAUGAACCAAAAACAGCGAAGCUCGUCUGCGAUUUGACGGCCGAGCCGUGGAGCCAUUCGCAGGGAUGCACGGAGGUGACGCGCGAGAUCGUCGACAGAGACCCGGGCGUCGCCUUCAAAGAAAUUGUCGACCUCGGCACCUUUGUCUACGAGAUCGUAUAUGCAUGCCCGCAGAGUUCAAGCGAAUAUGUGCACUACUGCCGGUGGCGACGGUCGCGCAGGUUCAACUUCGUCGUGCCCAUCGAGCCGGGCUGCUGGCGCUACGGGUGGAAGGAGAAUCGCGAAGACGGCAAGCACGUUUGCGUCGAUGACUUUGACCUAACCAAGCAAGAAGCAGGGAAUUAUUGGCCCCAGCGGCCGAUGGAAUUGCGUGCGUUCAACGUGCGGUUCAACGCACUCUACAGGCACUACUUCCCCGAUCAGUACAUCACCUGCGACGUCACCGGCCCACCCUACCAUCCGGUGCACGGCUGCAAGCAGCUGACGCGCACCCAAGCAGACCCUGACUGGGGCAUCGCCUUCGAGGAGGAGCUCAACUACAAGACGUACAACGUCACCUGGGUGACGUACGUCAACGACCUCAAAAGUAACGACUGGCCCGACGAGCCGAUGCAGCUGGCAACGGCGCUCAGCCCGGGUUUCCGCGAACUCGUCGAAUUCUACUUCCCGAACGGCAAAUAUGAUUUCGGGGACCCGAGCGGCGUACCAAGGGUGAAGCGACCCGAAGGCGGCGUGCCCUACCAGCAACACUGGCUGUAUCCCGCGUCAACACCACCACCAACGACGCGGCUGCCCUUCCAUGUCCCGCCGGAUCUGCUGGCGAUGGUCCUGUUGGGGAUGUUAGAGAUGGGAUUGGUGGCGUGUCUCGUCCUUUACUGUGGCCACGAGAUCAGGAAUAUACGCCGGAUGCGGCGGGAACGAAAAGAGCUCGCUGCCGCCCAGGAAGCUGGAAAAAACACGUCAAAAAUGCUGGAAGCCACGGGUAGCACCAUGAAUAAUGAGGCGGAUGCGGCGAACGCAACCAACACGGCUGACGCGCCGCAGCAGCCACCCGACGCCGGGCUGGUGAAGCUGGGA